GCUAAAUAGUGCAUUAGUUCGAAGCAGACCAUAGUUAAGCUGUAGUUUGAUUAUCUCAGACACACGAGUCAGAAGUCCCCGCACUACGGACGUUUUGGAAAUACCAUAAUGGCCCCAAGGUGGUAUUCCCUUUCCCAUUCCCAUUCCCCAUUCCAAAACAUACAUCCCUGCCUAGCGUGCAGAAAACCGGACCAGCGUCAGCUGAAGCCAGCUGAUGCCAGCUUAAGAAUGGCAAUUUGUCAACCCCUCUCUGCUGCGAAAGUGUUUCCCCUCACAUUACUACGGUAUCGAAUGGAUACACAUCAUUGAACGGUAACUAUGGGAGCCAAAGAGAACAAAGGUCCUGGAAUGACAGCAGCUUCAAUAGUUCUGACUGUCAUUGCAGUGGUUAUUUUCUUGGUCCGCGCCUACUCCCAGCGUCUUGUCAACGGGGGGUUCUCUCUGGAUGAAAUAUUCUUGUCAGUGGGACUGAUUCUCACCAUCGGUCUCUGUAUUGAGACAUGCCUCUGUUUUUACUGGGGGGCAGGUCGCCACAUGGAGGACAUUUUACUCACAGACUCUAAUCCUCUUAUCAACCUGCGGAAAUACUGGAUUGCCGGCUAUGCCUCGGUGGUAACUUGGGCAGUCGCCAUGUUUGCAAUCAAGCUAUCACUGUUAUCAUUGUAUAAGAGAAUAUUUCUCGUGCAAAACACAGUGCGGCGUUGGUUCCGAGUCUUCGUCUAUGCCGUCAUGUUAUACGUAAUAUGCUCGUCGAUCGCGAUUAUCUUCUCCUACAUAUUUAUCUGUACGCCUAUCUCGCAUUGGUGGACGCAAGCGAAUGCGGCUGUCGGAAAGCCUGUACCGAAAGGAGAUUGUCCGAACUUAGUCCCAAGGGGCAUUGCAUGUACAGCUUUGAAUAUCGUGUCAGACCUUCUUACGUUCUCCCUGGGAAUUUCCGGACUAUGGACAUUACAGAUGGAUCGGCAACGCAAGUUCAUGGUUGGAGGUAUUCUUGCUAUGGGCUCAGCAUGUUGCAUAGUGAGCAUUGUCCGAUUACCGAUGCUUCUUAACGCUACAUUCAGCAACGACCCUACGUGGUCAAAUGCAAACUCUUUGUUAAUCGGAGUGCUGGAAGGAGCGACUGGCGUUAUUAGCGCUUCGUUACCCGGCCUGGCACCAUUGGUGCGACGGUGGCAGCGCAGCGUCCAGGCUCGCAAAGGAACGAGCAGUGACAGCGAGGCUGGUCCAUCCCAAAAGUACCCAAAUAGAGCGGAUACGUAUUCACACAAAACUUCUGCAAGCAUUGGUAUCCAAGGUUUGUCUGGAAGAUACAUUCCCAUGGACGACAUGAAUUCAGACCAGUCAACACAUCUUGAUACAACACCAUUAUCGCCAACCCAGCAGGAUAGGAACUUUAGAUGACUUCCAGUCGGUGUUGUGCUUAUAGACUUGUAAUCCUUCUGGCGGGUGAGGAUGAUGCUGUAGUAUUACGUUACUUUGAACUCUAUAUGGCUCUGAUAUACGCAGCUUUUCCUUGUAUGAUGCAGUUUACAGGGACUGGAUUGGAAUAUGCUGAAUACUAUGGGACUAGCUUACUUUGGCGAAGGUCACCAUUUGGCUGAGUCUAGAGUCUCCAGUCUGUUCAUAUAAAUGUAAUCUCAACAUCACUCGACCAAAACAUCAUAUGACACUUAAAGGCGUGCCUUGGACGGUCUAUCCCUAACAUAUAAUCUAUACUGCUCACUAUCAGGUCUACUGUGGCGUCACCCAUCCCAAAGGUAUUCUGCAUAAGUUAGCAUGGAAGGAUAAUCGUCUACUUGAUGCCUCGAGGUCAGACGCUAUAUCCAGCCGAUGGAAAUCCGAGCUACCGUCUGUCGAC
Molecule: messenger RNA, 1858 nt
Organism: Aspergillus caelatus
Lineage: Eukaryota; Fungi; Ascomycota; Eurotiomycetes; Eurotiales; Aspergillaceae
Exons: 7
Coding region: 319-1401 (360 amino acids)
Source: RefSeq, a predicted model, not a curated record